CGCAACGUACGGGCUCUCGGAGCGGGCGAUAUAUACCUAUACCUUGGUACGUAGACAGUGCGCGCCGAUGUGGAGCAGCGACCAGCUGUGCAGUGUGCAACAGGAGGCUCGACGCGGAGCAGCAGCAGCAGCAGCACAGCAACAGAUGCCUUCCCUCUUUGCAUCAUGGAUGGCAAUGAAAAUUCGUUAAAACGAUUAAACUAGCUUUACGGUUUACCAACUGUGACCGCGAGUGCGAGGAGCAAAAAUAAUAACGAGAUCCAGUGGUUUGACCUGUGAAACGAAGCUGAGCACGCGUUCGCGCGUUCUUGAUGAAUCAACGCUAAUUACCAAUGUCAUUUCCGAGAGUGAAAGAAUAAUGCAGAAUGGAGAACGUUUACCGCAGAUGACAAGUAUUAAUUGCGGCUUGUUUGAUUUUACAAAUGGAUCAGAAAAAAAUUGUCGCAUUAUAUCAGAGAGAUUUAAAAUUUAUUGAUGAUACUGUGAAAUAAUAAUCGUUGUUAUAUACAAUUUGUUUGUUUUCACCUCGUAAUUUAUGCCAGAACAAUAAAAAGCACAAAAGUUAACGUAGCCUCGAUGUCUUUUCUAGCAGAAAUUUUACGAGAAAAUUUUCAAAGCUUUUAUUCAAGAAAAACUGAACGUGUUUCUUUUACCCCUGAGGUAUAAAGCAAAGCAUCGGUAGCAGCAUCAGCGGCAGAAAAAAGUAUACAUUCCCGAAGUAAAAGAUGUAUGGAUAAACGAACGAACCCCUUACGCAAGACACGCACGAAAACGAAUACAAAAGCAUACACGUAGCAGGAAAAGAAGGAAAGAAGGAGGUCGCGCGCAGGAUAUAUUCACGUGCACGUAGCAGUGGUAGUAGGUAGUAGUAGUGGUAGCAGCAGCAACGCGAGUAUAGAACGCCGCGAGCGCACGGCAAGGAAAAAGAAAAGCAGCGCGUCGCUCGUCUACCGCUACCAUGGGUCGAAAAUACAAGCCCCGCUCGAUACCCGAACAGGAUCGUAAGCUCUGCGGCAGUAUAUGCAUCUGCCAAUUUACUAUAGUGAUUAGCUGCGUCGCGCUCGUAUAUCUCAGCGUGGCCAUUUACGUGCCGUCGCACAGGGCCUUCCAUGCGGGAUUCGAAAUCGAUCCCGUGAUGUGCCAAACGGUCAAUACCACCAUGGUAAACAACUGCGCUUGGGCGAGCUGCGGCGAGUGGUGCCUGACAAAAACCACCGGAUUCUGUCCUCAGAUCCACGCGACCGUGAGGCGCAACGGCACCGAUCUCAUUUUUGAAAAUUGCACGAGAAGCGCCAGUGUAGCUUGUCCAAUGGUGAACCUCGGUUCGGUGAAACGUUACAACUGCAACAAUGGCAGCGAGUGCGGCACCCUCACCGGCGUCUUCGAGUGCAAACUCGGCCACUGCUCGAAUCUGAGCGAGGCGAUGCUCUGCCACGACCGCCCGGACGGCGCCAUCGUCGACGCCGACAAGGAGAAUCUCAAACUGAACGGCAAUUUUCGCUGCAAUAACUCGCGUUGUACUCGCAUCAAGCAGCACUUCACUUGCGAUCGUUACUGCCCGAAAAUCAGCACAUCCAACGUCAACGUCUUUCUCAUGCAGGGCGAUAAUAUCAUAACUGCCUCGUGUACGAGGGCCUCCGCGCUCAACAAAGCCAACGGAAAUAUGUCCGGAGAAAGACUCUUGGAGCCGAAGCAGGUUUGGCGGGCUUCCGGUGAUGCUCUUGUUGCCAGUUGUUUUGCUGUUCAAAGACUCGGGGAUCAAGUCAGGACGGAAGACUGCGUUAAUGGAACUCUACUGUCGGAGAAUCUGAUACCUAAGCCCUUCAUAAACUUCACGACUUUUUUAAAACUUUACGAGAGGAGUCUGCCGCGAAAAGUCGACCCGGCGGACGUUUACGUGCCAUCUCAGCGCUCGCUCACCAUUUAUAAUUCCUCGAGGCUGUACAUAAACCUCGAGGGAUGCGUCAAUACGCUGCGAGGCGAAUGCCGCGAUUUUCUCAACAGUCACGGAGCCGACGGGGACAAUCAAACUGCCCAGAGCCGAUACCCCUGUUAUUACAAAAAGAACGACUCGUUCUUCGUGGUGGCUCGCUUCGAUCUCAACAAGACCCGCACCGAACUGCUGAUAGCCGUCAUAGUGCCAUCUUGUCUGUUCGUCGUGUCUUUGACGACCCUCGUGAUAAUACAGCGCUCGGUGCAAGUCGGCGACGACGCGAAAAUGCGAUGCCGCUACUGCGUCGACAAGCAGUCGCAGGACGAGGGCGAGGGACUCGUGGAAAACGCAACGUCAUCGUCGACGCCACCGCGCCAGGCGCUCUCGGCUGCAGCCGGAGGUUCCUCGAGCAAGCAAGAGACCAUGAGCAUGUCUCUCUAGCAGUUUCGAUACAGCUUCAGUCAUUUCGCCAGUGAGUACGAAAAAGUACCGCUCAUGGAUUCCGACGACGAGGACUCGUGUUAGUUCUCUAUAGUUGUUUGCAAAGUUGGCUUUUCUUAAGAAUGUGUGCGCAUCGUCGCGCCACAAAAUGCAAUUCAUACCUAUGUAUUGCGUUUAAAACUGUAAGUGUAACAAAUCGAUACUGAAAUCGAGUUUCUUCACGAUUCACGCGUAAAAAGCUUUUUGAUCGCGUAAAUACUAUGUGUAAAUACGAGGCAAAAAAUUUUUAGAGAAAUAAAAUUUUUAAACGAAUUGACCAAUUGAUAGUGUAAAAAUACAAAGAUAUACACUCAUUAUACAUACGCUAUAGUCGAUCUAUUCUCGUGCAAGGCUUUCGACCUGCUUUUCAUACCAAGUGUUUAUGCUUAUAAGUGUUCUUGUAAACUUAAAUUAUAUACAUUCCUUAUGGGGCCAACGUUGUUACCAAUACCAUUUCGCACAGUUGAAGAUUUUAUAUGUAUCCACAUUUGUGCUCGCAAACGUUUUGCAUGGAGAAUUCGCCAAGUUUUAGUUCACCAAGUGUAAUAAUUUCAAUUACGCAUUCAUGAAAACAACAAUAACUUGACUGUAUGUAUAUUACUGCAAAACAACUGAACAUGCCUUCGGAGAGUGUAUUUUAAACAUGAUUUUUUACUCAGAAAUGCCUUUUUCUAUCUAUGCAGCUGUACUUUCAUAUUGCGAAUUAAUAAUACAUUUCUAAAAUUAUACUUAAUAUAACUCUUGUAAUUCGUAUAAACUUCUUGUACAAAUCUACCCGAAUUUUUAACAUGAAAGAGUACAUUUUUCAAUAAAAAUUUUUGAGUAAACAACAUACAUUUUGUCUUCUUAUCGAAUGCAGAGAUAAAGUACAGAAAAUCAUGCAUUACUGUUUGUAGUUUCAGCAGCCUGUACACGUUUUUAUAAACUAGUCUAUAAUGGAUCACUGAUAAAU
Trichogramma pretiosum is the source of this 3365-nucleotide messenger RNA. RefSeq lists its product as uncharacterized. Bases 959 to 2374 code for a protein of 471 amino acids. The record is from RefSeq and is a predicted model, not a curated record. The transcript has 6 exons. Gene Ontology annotation, biological process: regulation of sodium ion transport. Lineage: Eukaryota; Metazoa; Arthropoda; Insecta; Hymenoptera; Trichogrammatidae. Gene Ontology annotation, molecular function: sodium channel regulator activity.